AUACCUUUCGUUCUGUAACGUAAAAUAUGUCAACAUAAUUUUUUUGUAUAAAGUCAUGUAACGUCAUUUGAUUGUUUUUAUAUUUAAAAUUUAUUUUUUUAAAACUAAAUUAUGAGUAACGGUAAUGGUAAUGAUAAACCCGUUAGGUCACUUGAAGAUCCGAAUUUUAAAACAUGCCUCCAAGAUGCGAGGUUUCAGAAUCAGAACGCAACUAAAUGGUGUUUUACCAUGUUCGUAGAUUUUCACAAAUGCGAGCGACUUCUAGGAGAAGGAAGCGAUUGUUGUGGCCAGUUUAAGAAGGUAUAUAGAGCCAUAUGUCCAAACGAAUGGGUUCAAAAAUGGGAAGAACAAAUUGAAGAAGGUAACUUUCCAGUGGAUUUGCCAGAGAAAAGGAAUAAGUAAAACUACGUAAAAUGUUCUUAAUGUUGUCAAUAAACAGAAUUAUUAAAUAUUUUAUUUAUUCAA
Sitophilus oryzae (rice weevil) is the source of this 465-nucleotide messenger RNA. RefSeq names its product cytochrome c oxidase subunit 6b-2 (gene COX6B). The coding region runs from base 112 to 402 and encodes 96 amino acids. Gene Ontology annotation, cellular component: respiratory chain complex IV; mitochondrion. Lineage: Eukaryota; Metazoa; Arthropoda; Insecta; Coleoptera; Curculionidae. The transcript is spliced from 3 exons. The record is from RefSeq and is a predicted model, not a curated record.